AUGGCGACCAACUCAGCGCUUACGACGGUACCGCCAAUAUUCAGCUUGCCGGAUGAGCUCCUUCAGCUCAUUGUCGCAUAUCUACCACCCGACGAGACCGUAGCCUUCGGCAAAGUAUCCAAGCGGAGCAACAAGAUCACCUAUGAACCACUUGUAUGGAGAAGACAUUGCAUAGAGCGGUGGAAAUAUUGGGAGAGCCAUCAUGGACUAGCAGAAAGGCUAGAUGCGCCACCAGCGCAGACGAAAUGGCAACAGCUGUACUACGAGAGGUCGAAAAUCGAUCAUGAAGUCGUACAAACCUUCAACGAACUGCUCACCACGCAGCAGUUUCGCUAUGAACGAAUGGAGACAAUAGCCCAACAUGGAUACGAUAUCAAAGACCUUAUGAUGGCUCAGCGUGAUCAGACUUCAGACGAUGCCGAAGACGUACUCUGCAGACGGUACUUCGCGGAUGCCGUACUUGGGCAGAUCCAUCGUACUACAGCUCUAGAAAAGUGGCAAAGGCUACAUGAUAGGCAGAUGGUGCAAUUAGAAGAAGUAUUGGGCUCCUACGACCUGUUCGUGCUCAGCGAUAAAAAAGGCGAUCUAAGCGAUAUUGAUCGCGAACUGGAUCGCCUGGCGCAAUGCAUCCGCGACGCGGAUCCCGAGUUCGACGACCUCUCCAUUCGAAUGAAGGCACUAUGCAUUGCAAGAUACUUAAGAUCCGAAAAUCUGGUAGGCAAUACGAACCAAGAAGACUAUCACGCAUUGCGAAACAACUUUCUGUCUUGGGCUCUUUUCGAAGAGCCUCACACAUCCCUGCCUUUGCAAUCCGUGGCCAUCUACUGCGCUGUCGCGCGCCGGCUCGAGGUCAAUGCCAGACCUUCCAAUUAUCCGCAGCAUGUUCAUGCAGUCAUCGAAGCUCCACAGAAUCUCACCCUUGAUGGAAAGCACAAGCUCUUCGUCCAAGAUGCUGAGCCAGAGCUGAUGCACAUGGACCCAUGGCGAACGGAUGAAGAAGUAUCCCAGGAUCAACUGCGCCUGCGACUCUUGCAGAUGGGUGUGCCAAGCACACAACACAUGCAUCAUUUAGGCGCCAGUUCGACUAUUGAGAUGGCGCUUCGCACCGGGCGCAACAUCAUGACCUCCGUACAAGAGGCUCGAGAGCGCCAACGUAAUACAUCGUCUCGUAACCGAGGUCCAGACAUCGAAGCCGCAUGGUACAGCAUGCUUUGGUCCAUGCUUGUGCUCGGUAGUUCCAACGCUGCCUCUGACCUUCACAGACGACGGCAAUGUCUGCCGUACCUCAUCGAGCACUUCCAAAAGCACUAUCCGGAAGACAUCAACUUGGUGGAGAAGCACAUUCCUUCCAUGUUUGAGGGAGAGCGCGAACACACUAUUCUUCUACACCUAAUCACGACAGCGCGUAAAGCAGACCAAAACAAGAAAGCUCCAUCGCCACGAGAUAAGAGUACGGAGAAUGUCGCGUACAAAAUUGGGCACCACUUCAGACACAAGAGGUACGGGUAUGAGGGCGUUAUCAUUGGGUGGAACAUGCGCUGCACAGCGGAACAAAGAUGGAUCGAGCAGAUGCGAGUCGAUGAUCUACCGCGAGGCAGAGAGCAGCCUUUCUACAAUGCAGUGGCCAACGACAAGAGCACCCGCUACGUUGCGGAGGAGAACAUCGAAGUGUGCAAAGUGGGCGAAAAGCCGAGCGAAGAGCUACUGAGGCUGGCCGGUCGCUAUUUCAAAAGAUGGGAUGCCGAGCACAACAUCUUCGUGUCAAACAUCAAGGACGAGUUCCCAGACGAUUAA
Pseudocercospora fijiensis CIRAD86 is the source of this 1794-nucleotide messenger RNA. RefSeq lists its product as uncharacterized. Gene Ontology annotation, molecular function: protein binding; DNA binding. The transcript has 2 exons. NCBI's taxonomy places the organism in Eukaryota, Fungi, Ascomycota, Dothideomycetes, Mycosphaerellales, Mycosphaerellaceae. The coding region runs from base 1 to 1794 and encodes 597 amino acids. The record is from RefSeq and is a predicted model, not a curated record.